Adineta steineri is the source of this 4770-nucleotide messenger RNA. Lineage: Eukaryota; Metazoa; Rotifera; Eurotatoria; Adinetida; Adinetidae. The record is from the annotation of a GenBank genome assembly.
AUGGAUCGAUUGAAAAGAGUUUUAAUGAAAAAUAACCAUAUUUUUCUAAACCUAGUGGUAAUUUUACAAUUGCUUCAUGGUUCUCAAUCAUUCGUACAACUCUAUAAUACUGAAGAUAGUUCAUCACUUGAAUUCUAUGAUUGUAUCUACAACGAGAAUGACGCGACGGUUAUGUAUUGUCGUCGACCUGGAGAAGUCAUAGAACUAAAUCGACAACAACAAAGAUGUUUUUCGAGUGGCAAAGAAAUUACAUAUGCUAAUUUACAAAAAUGGAACAUUACCUCACAAGAAGUCUUGCAGUUGACUUCAAGUAUCGAACAAGCCGAUGAAUAUGCGGCAUAUCUGUUGAAUAAUUCAUCUUUCGAUAAUAACGACGAUAGUAUCAUUUGUAAUUGUUCGGAUUCGUCUAUUUUUGGCAAAUUUUGUGAGUAUCAACUUUUUUUCGGUAGUCAAUCGUUUAAUGAAAGCAUUACAACACAAUUUGAAUUGAAAGCAAAAGAUAAAUACAGUAGUCAGAUAUAUGGCAAAAUUCUGUGUUAUACAACAUUAGAAUGUAAUUAUGGAUUAUUGUGUUUGGACUGGAGAAAUAUUUGUGAUGGAAUUUCGAACUGUAUUGAUAGUAUUGAUGAAGAAAAUUGUGAUUUAUUAGAAUUUAAUGAAUGCAAAGAUGAUGAAUUUCGUUGUGAUAAUGGUCAUUGCAUUCCAGAGGAAUACUGGAUGGACGGGUGGAUCCGAUCAACGCAUGAAUGUAUGGAUCAUAGUGACGAACGAGAUACGCACAAUAAUUUUUGUUUAAAUUUAUUCUGGAGUUUCGAUUGUGAUGAACGCUUAUGCCCACCAACAAGUUGGUCUUGCGGGGAUGGGCAAUGUAUACCACUGCUCCAGCGAUUUUCCUAUCAAUUUUUCUAUGAAGGUAAUGCUCAAUGUGAAAAUCUGAGAGAUUGCAAUUAUGCAUGUGAAGUAUGUGCUAAUGAAAAUCUAUGGACAAUAGAAGAAGGUUUAUGUUGGGACUUUUUGGAGCAGAAAAAGACUAAAUUAGAAUUAGCUGCGACAAUGGUUAAUGAUACAUGUCUUUUAUGGCUAAAAUGUAAAUUAGUAGGCAUCGAUAAAGUAGACUGCGAUUGCCCAUUAGAUGAACUAUGCGAAUUUGGAGAUAGUGACGAGCAAAUGGAGGAACAAUGUUCAGAUCCUAUUGAAUAUCCGCCGUAUGGUCUCUAUCGUCCUUAUUUGUCAACUUAUUAUCAUGUAGGCACGUUUGCAUUUAAAAGAGAUGCGCCAUCGAUUUACAAAGUGAAAGGGAGUAUUAAAUGUCGUGGUUAUCAAGCGGUUACUUUAAAUCAAGAAAUUGAUUUACCAUUAGAGAUAGAAAGUAUUUUGACGUAUAAUGAUCAGUUUUUUAUUGUUGCUAUGUAUCGCAGCGCAUUAGAUUCUUUAUUUUGUAAUAAUCAAAAUAUUUAUCAAAACAAGUCCAAAGAUGCACCAAAAUUUGAUGAACUAUGUUGGAGUGGAUUAACUCGAACAUUAGAUACAAACAAAUCUUACAGUUUUUACGAUAUAUGUCCUAAAGAUCCACUAUGCCUGUCUAGUUAUCGUAUUAAUGACGGUAUUGAUCAUUGUUAUCAUAAUCUAGAUGAAAAUAGACCAGAAUACCGAGAAUCCUGUGCUAAUAUACGCAAGUAUCGGUUGCAAUGUUCUCUAGAUGAGCAACCCAUGUGUCUUGUACCACAAUAUGUAGGUACAGCCUUUGUUGAUUGUUCCAAUUAUUAUGAUGAAUUUAUCUUUGGUUCAAAUGUACCUAUUGAAAUUGAAGCGUGUUCGACUGAAAACGAUGAUCAAUGUAAAAUAUUUCGAGAUUACAUACAUAUGACAACAAAGAAUAAUACUAAACAAGAGAUAGAGUCAUUUAUACAAUCGAUAAAAACGAAGAGUUAUGGUAGAAGUCUUCCUCAUCACCAGUAUUGUGAUACCUUUUGGGAUUUAUCAACAACUGAUGAAUCAGCUGAGUACUGCCAACUAUGGAUAUGUACAACAGACGAGUUUCAAUGUCCAAAAACGGGUCAGUGUAUCAAUCCUGAAUGGAUUUGUGAUGGUAUUUGGGAUUGUAGUGAUGGUAGUGAUGAAGAAGGGAUUUUUCUUAUCAAUGAACUAUCAACUCAUAAUAUACCUUUAGUAAAUUUGAGAAAACUUAAAAGACUUAAAGAACGUUGUAGAGAACUCUACAAAUCUCAACCACUUUCCCAGUUAUGUGAUUAUCAAACAGAAUAUCCUUGCCUAAGAAACAUUAGUAUUUUCCAGGAAUUAUGGAAUUUUAGUCUUCAUAGACCAUGCAUACCACUUUCACAACUUGGCGAUGGCAUUAUACAAUGUUUCGGAGGUAAAGAUGAAAAAUUGACGAUCCAUAUGUAUCCAGCUGGUGAAGUACUUGGAUUGUCCUUUUUAUGCCAAACUACCAAUAAGGAUAUUCUAAUUAUUAAUAUGUGUAACGGACUGCAGACGUGCGACAAUGACGAAGACGAAUAUGUUUGUUUAACGGAUCGAAUACCAGAAAUAGCAAAAACAAAUAAUAGUUACUGUGGUUAUGAUCCAUUAGAUGUUGUUUGUUUGAACGGAACAUGUAUAAAAGCAGCACGCUGUAAUGGUCAUAAAGACUGCGAAUAUGGUGAAGAUGAUUAUACAUGCGCUUUACACGGCGAUGAGGUAGAGUUAAAUUCAAUGGAUUUAGUACACUAUCGGUAUUCGAGGCGUGCAGACGUGCAUAGUUCCGAUAGAAUAAUUCGGAUUUCCGAUUUUCCGCCAACAUUAAAUCCCCGAACUAUGCAAGACGAUACUACUGUCCGACAGAUGAAACAUAGUGAAAGUCAUUUUUCUCUAAAAUCAUCAAAUGAUUCAUUCAAUAAAUUUCAAAUUGCUUAUCAUUGCAAUCGUGGAUUAUCUGUUCUUAUGCUACACAAUAAAGAUCUAGUUUGUUUCUGUCCACCUUCAUAUUAUGGCAAAUACUGUGAAUUUUAUAGUGAUCGUCUAACCAUCGUUACUCAUUUGAACUAUACCAAUAGUCCUUACUUGAACAUAGAAUGCGAUACAGUGGUCUUACAGGUUUUGUCUGUAUUACUUUUUGAAGAUGAAGUUGUGGAUCAUUAUAGCUUUCGUAUAAAACUAAACAGUGAAAGGUUCGACUAUAUAAUAAAAGAGAGAUUUUUUCUCGUUUAUUCACGUUCAGAAAAAUAUUUAAAUCAUAAACAAAGACGUUAUUUUAAUCGCACAAAUAUUAUCAAAAACCAACCGUAUACAGUUCGGUUCGAACUUUAUGAAUUGAAGAAAAAUGUAACGAUACAAUUCGUUGGCCUCUGGCAAUACACGAUCUAUUUCGAUUAUUUACCAUCGUUUCGUUUAGCAAAAGUCCUACGAUUUCCAUCUAGAUUUCCUGAGAACGAUCCGUGUCAUCAUAACUCAUGUAAUAAUCGAUCGAGUUGUCAUCGUAUAUUAAAUGAAAAUUCUACAACAGCGUAUUUAUGUUUAUGCCGAGCACCUUUCUAUGGUAAAGAUUGCCAAUUGAUUGAUGAAAAUUGUUCGAAGUUUUGUGCUCCCUAUUCGGUCUGUAAACCAAGAUAUCGUGGAAUCGUCAAUAAUAAUCAACAACCACUUUGUAUCUGUCCUUGGUAUUUUCAUGGACCGAGAUGUUAUUUACAAUAUUCAGCAUGUUCAUCUCAACCUUGUCUAAAUGAUGGUACAUGUUUUGAAAACUUUGAUCCAACUGAUCCAAUACCUUAUAUUUGCUCUUGUCAAAAUAAGUUUUACGGAGAUCGUUGCGAAUACGAAGAUAUUCGUAUUCAUAUUCAGUUAAAUGUGUCUACUGAUGUUCCCGUGAAUGUCUUAGUAUCCGCUGUUCAAUACUUAGACUUUACCCUUACGAAUUAUGAUUUAAUUCUUCGACAACAAAAAGUAUCAUUUGGUUUACCACUUGAAUGGAACUACUAUUAUAAUGAAUUGAUUGCACCAGAACUUGGUCUUUUAUUAAUCUAUGAUGACAACUAUCGACAAAGGAAUCCUCGAUUCUAUUUAUUAUAUAUACAAAAUGCGAAAGAAAGUAUUAAUAUAACUGUAGAAUUGAAUGAGCGUAAUUAUUGCGCACAUAUUUCAACAUGGAUAAAUCAAAUGAAUGAUUCUAUACCUUUACUUUUUCAAUAUCAUCAAAUUUGCCGUAAAACUUUGAAUCGUACAAAAACUAUGUGCUUUCGUGAUGAUAUUUAUCUUUGUAUUUGUGGUGAAGAUUUUUAUCGUGCUGAAUGUUUUGGUUACGAUUUAUCUAGCGGUGGAUGUACUUAUUGUUUAUCAGAUGGUUUCUGUUUAAGUGGUGAUGCUGAAGAUCAAGUCGAUAUGAUCUGCUUAUGUCCACGAUGUCAUUACGUUCAAUUACUUGCAAUCAGUAUUCUUAUUAUUCAAACUACACGUAGUCGUCUACGCGCUACUGAAAAUAACAAUGACAACAAUACAUUUCUCGCUAUUUUGAAAAAAAAAUUUCAAAUGAAUAAAGAAUAUUAUUUCACUCCAACAAUUAUUAUUCUCAGUGCUCUACCACAGAUAAUUUUUUCGUUUGCUUAUGGCUGUACUGAGUUGAAAGAAGGAUGGAAAAAAUAUACUCUAUUAACAACAUAUCUCUUAUCAUAUUUACCACAGAUAUUAGGAUUUGUUCUCUAUGUUCUACCGUCAAGUGCAUAUACCAAAGAAUUUCAAAAGACACCUAUCGGCAAGUUAUUAACAAAGAAAUCGUAA